CUUUCGAACUUGAAGAUCAUUACCUGGCCUGAUUCAUUCAUUCAUCUCAUAUGUACUGUACUGUACCAGUAGUAAGAGGAAUUGAAAGACUUUCAAGGUUUCUUCCUGUUGCGAGUUCGAGAGAGUAGAGGCUUGGGUUCGUUUUUCUUUUGACGCUGUUUUCAAGGCUUUCUCACCCGUUCCAAAAAGAUGAUCGACACCGACUAUGGGUUCCUCGAUGCCCAGCUUCGCAUGUUGGGUGAGAAUGAUGAGCAAUUUCGAACUCUCUCACUCAAUCUAAAUCGCAUGGAAAAGGAUUUUUCGCAGCAGCUAGCUCACUGGAGAGAAAGUCUCUUUAGCUUUAGUGUGGCCCAAUGGUUGGAAGUCUUACGUUUCAAUACUACAGUCGAUACCGUCACGGUAGAUUUAUCCCUGUCGGAAACUACCAUUUGGAAAAAGGACCACCUCAAAUGUCUCAUGAUCGCCAUUGGAUGUCUUCCCAAACUGAAACGACUCGUCAUUCGACAAAAUAAUCUCGGACAACCCAGACGUCUGGCACCCGUCCAAGCCAUUGUGGCGGCUGUACGACGAGCCCAUCAGAUCGAGUGCUUGGAAUUGUGGGGCAAUGAAAUAAUUGUCCCAAGUGUCCAAAAGCCCUUGACAGAAUUGACCCAAGUCAUUCUGGAGGAAUGCACUCAAUUGAAAAGUUUCAAAGUGGCAGGAUUCCAUUUGAAUCACAAUCAUGUCGCCAUGUUUACACCCCUCAUGACUCUGCCACAUUUGACAGAAUUUGGUCUGGGAAACACCAGCGACGGCUUUGAGCCAGUGGCCAAAAUGCUUUCGAGUUGCCCCAAUAUCCGAACAUUGACGCUUUCCUUUGUGGAUCAACUCGAAGAUGCCGAUUGCAUGGCAUUGGUCCAAGCACUGAAACGCAAUCAGCAGCUACAAAUCUUGUCGUUGCUCAAUACCGAGAACAACGCUAACGCCAGUAGUGGUAUCAGUCCACGAUGCCAACGUGCCCUGAUUCAAAUGUUGGAACACGGCAACAUGACCUUGCAGGAACUGAAAACACGGGGAGAUGUCAACGCAGAAAUCCAAUUGUACCUCAAACUCAACCGAGCGGGAAGACAAGACUUGUUUCAACAACAUGACAGCUUGCCCUCGCGGGAACUGUGGGUCGAUACGCUAAUUGCAUCGAGGGAUGACCUGGAUUGCUCCUUUUAUUUCCUCACCAUGAAUCCAUCUAUUUGUGCUACAUGAUGCAUCUAUCCGGUCUACAUUCUCGUUGCCGCCCCAUUGAAUGACUGUGUGUUUUGUUCCAGCUCGGGCGAGCAAAGUCGAACACUCCUACUACCUUGUGCUUGACUGACACCAACUGCCAGUGCUCAUCAUGUCAUCAGCCUAUAUCUGUCAUUAAUCUACUUACUUUGCCAAUAAUCUGCUGUAAAUC
Seminavis robusta is the source of this 1429-nucleotide messenger RNA. The record is from the annotation of a GenBank genome assembly. NCBI's taxonomy places the organism in Eukaryota, Bacillariophyta, Bacillariophyceae, Naviculales, Naviculaceae.